GUAUUCUCUGUUAGUCGAUUGUGAGAUAGCAUCUGGAGCAGAUCGCAUUCGGUAGCUUUAUCAGUAGAAAUAGGAUACUCCACGGAAAUGUGCACCAAAUCCUUGGCUUACUUGGCGAUCUUCGGCCUCCUUUGGAGCACAAUCGCAGGAACUGCAGUCGAUCAGUAUGGCGUAUUUGGAGGUCCGGCUUCCACAACGGAACGAAGCAACGCGGAAUUGCGCUGCAUGAACAUAAAUCCGCAACACUCAUUGGACUUGGAACAGAUAAUGGGUCUGUGGUACGGCAGCGAGAUUAUUGUGCACAGCCAAGACUUUCCGGGAACCUACGAGUACGACUCGUGUGUGAUUAUCCACCUGGCCGAUGUCACCGAACAAAUUCGUCUAUCCAAUUCCGCCCACGGUUAUGGUCAGAACCCGAAUCGGGAUUUCUACAGACCCACUACCACCACUCAACAGUCGUAUCUGGACAGAGAUGAGGAGCGAUUUGAGAGCAAUCUCCGCCGGCAAAGGUAUCUGCGUUUGGUGUGGAGCGAGAGGGACAAUAAUCUGGAGUACACCUUCAACUACACCUCCUCUGCUCCUGGUCAGUGGUCCAACAUCGGCGACCAGCGGGGAUCCCUGGUGGCCAUGAACACCUACACCCAGUUCACCGGCACCGUCCAGGUGGUGAAGGCCGUCAACGAUCACCUGGUGCUCACUUUCUGCGGCAACGAUGUGAAGAGCUCUAUUUACACCGUGGUGCUCUCCCGCAAUCGCAUGGGAUUGAGUUCAGAUGAGCUGCGCAGCAUCCGGAACCUGCUUUCCCGCCGCGGACUUUACACGGAGACCAUUCGCAAGGUCUGCAAUGGAAGUGGGCGGUUGGGCGGCAGCCUCUUCGCCCUUUUCGCCCUCCUGCUGGUAAUUCGUUUCGGCUGGGGGCGUGGGAAGUGAGCUAUGGGGAUCGCCAGAUCGUCGAUCUUCAGCCGGCGUAUAUAAUGAGUCCAGCCAUAUUACGUUAAUUUUGUAUAAAUUACUUAAGCAAUACAGAUGCGAGAUCGCCGAGUGCACUCCCCGAAAACUAAA
This is a messenger RNA of Drosophila ficusphila, 1062 nucleotides long. RefSeq lists its product as uncharacterized. NCBI's taxonomy places the organism in Eukaryota, Metazoa, Arthropoda, Insecta, Diptera, Drosophilidae. The transcript has 4 exons. Bases 88 to 930 code for a protein of 280 amino acids. The record is from RefSeq and is a predicted model, not a curated record.